UGCCGCGCCACUGGAGCUCGGGGUGACCCCGCCGCCCUCCCGAGAGCGGUGGGCUGUGUGGGAUGGGCUGUGGGCCAUAGUACCGUGGAAGGGGCUGUCGAAGCCGUAUCGAGAAUUGCUGUAGCUUUUCGUGUGGGCAGCUGCUGGAGGCUUACGGAUUUUGAAAAAAAUAGGUAAUUGCCGGAGGAGGUGACGCCGUGGUGCUGAACAUCCCUCUGGUGACGAACGCUCUGGUGCUCCUCGCUCCCUCAGCCAGGUUAUUGAUUCUGAAGUAUCUCGUUUCUAGAUUUGCUUUCCUGCGGUGAGCUCCUGAAAGUCUCCUAACAGUGAGAUUAAGGUCGCUUUUUUAGCCUCACCUUUUCAGAUGUCAAGCUUUGUCUGAUUCUUCAGUUUCUCAUAAUUGAAGAAAGUAUGUUUAUUUUCUUUCUGCCGAUCAGACAUGUUAUUGACACUGCUUCAUCUCUUUAAUUCUUUUAAAGAGAAUAGUAGUAAAACUCUGAGAGUCCUGAAGCUACAACAGGGAAUAUUCAGUGAUUUGGUCUGUAACUAAACUGGCCUGCCAUACACCGCCUGAGGAGAACAGGGGUUUUGCCCUUAUAUGUACCUUUGUAUGUGUACAUACAUACCUCUGCAUGUAUGCAUACAUAUAUACAGAUUUGUGUGUCCGCAUACAUACAAACACGUGCAUAUACAUUGACAUGUUUUUUCAAAAUGUAUGAAUAUGAAUGGUUUUAUUUUGCAGAUGCCUCAGCAUUUAAAUGAUUCAGAAUCAAAUACUUAUCUAAACCAGCAGACUCUUAUUUAAGAUUCCUUUUUUGAAAAUGGCAACAUUAAUUCACAGUUUAUCGGAUCACAGCGAUGAUGUCAACUACUGCGCCUUCUCGUCGUCGUGCUUGGCGACCUGUUCCUUGGACAAAACAGUUCGUGUUUAUUCCCUGAGCGACUUCGCCGAGCUGCCGUACUCGCCGCUGCGCGGCCACACGUACGCCGUGCACUGCUGCUGCUUCUCGCCGUCGGGCCGCGUGCUGGCCUCGUGCUCCACGGACGGCACCACGGCGCUGUGGGACACGCGUGACGGCCGCCGGCUGGCAGUGCUGGGGCAGCCGCGCGCCAGCCCCGUCAGGGUGUGCCGCUUCUCCCCACGUGGAACCUGCCUGCUGGCGGGGGCCGCCGACGGCAGCCUCGUGCUCUGGAACGUCCAGUCGCUGCAGCUCUACAGGUCUGGAAAUGUUAAAGAUGGUUCUUUGGUGGCUUGUGCAUUUUCUCCCAGUGGGAAUUUCUUUGUCACUGGAUCAUCAAGUGGUGAUUUAACCAUUUGGGAUGAUAAAAUGAGGUGCCUGUAUAAUGAAAAAGCACAUGAUCUUGGUGUUACCUGCUGUGAUAUUUCUUCAAAUCCAGUAUCUGUUUUAUCAGAUAAUGGAAAUGGAUUCAAAUACUUCCAGAUGGUUUCUUGCGGACAAGAUAAUCAGAUCAAACUCUGGCUUAUUUUGUUUGCAGAUUCCUUAGGUGUUGAAUUAAAACAUAAAUGCACAUUGAAUGGACAUUCUGCCCCAGUUCUGGCUUGUGCAUUUUCAUACGAUGGGCAGAUGCUGGUCUCGGGGUCUGUGGACAAGUGUGUCAUAAUCUAUGAAACUAGUACUGGCAAUACCCUUCACACUUUGUCUCAGCACACCAGGUAUGUUACAACUUGUGCUUUUGCACCACACAGUCACUUACUUGCCACAGGCUCAAUGGAUAAAACUGUGCACAUAUGGCAGUUGGACCUUAAGCAGCCCUCUGCAGGAAAUACUGUAGAAACUGAAUCAAAGGUGGCUGUUGAGGACUGGUCAGAGGAUGAUGUUUCAGCCUGGCUCUGUGCACAAGAUUUAGCAGACUUUGUUGGGCUUUUCAAAAUGAAUAACAUUGAUGGCAAGGAGCUACUGAAUCUUACUAAGGAAGGUCUUGCUAAUGAAUUGAAAAUUGAGUCUCUAGGCCUGCGCAGUAAAAUUCUCCAGAAGAUUGAAGAACUGAGGAUGACAAUGAUCUCAGUUUCUGUUCCUGUCCCUGAUGAGUUCCUGUGUCCUAUAACAAGGGAGCUUAUGAAGGAUCCUGUCAUUGCAGCGGAUGGCUAUUCCUAUGAAAGGGAAGCAGUGGAACACUGGAUCAGCAAUAAAAGACGAUCUAGUCCCAUGACCAAUCUUCCCCUCCACUCCCUUAUGCUCACACCCAACAGGACCCUAAAAAUGGCCAUCACUCGCUGGCUGGAGACUCAGCAGAAAUGUUAAACCACGUCACUUGGAAUUCUGUGUAGCUAAAGGAACUAACUGUAUCAG
Messenger RNA from Empidonax traillii (willow flycatcher), 2312 nucleotides. RefSeq names its product WD repeat, sterile alpha motif and U-box domain containing 1 (gene WDSUB1). Gene Ontology annotation, biological process: protein ubiquitination. The transcript is spliced from 11 exons. The record is from RefSeq and is a predicted model, not a curated record. Gene Ontology annotation, molecular function: ubiquitin-protein transferase activity; protein binding. The coding region runs from base 822 to 2264 and encodes 480 amino acids. Lineage: Eukaryota; Metazoa; Chordata; Aves; Passeriformes; Tyrannidae.